Molecule: messenger RNA, 1287 nt
Organism: Salvia miltiorrhiza (redroot sage)
Lineage: Eukaryota; Viridiplantae; Streptophyta; Magnoliopsida; Lamiales; Lamiaceae
Product: 40S ribosomal protein SA-like
Exons: 5
Coding region: 172-1086 (304 amino acids)
Biological process (GO): cytoplasmic translation; ribosomal small subunit assembly
Cellular component (GO): cytosolic small ribosomal subunit; ribosome; 90S preribosome
Molecular function (GO): structural constituent of ribosome
Source: RefSeq, a predicted model, not a curated record
GGACACAUUGUUCCUGUUUUUUAUUUUAAAAUUAUGAGGUAUUUAGAGGCUCAUGGGUAUUUAAAUAAGUCUGCUAAAGUACAAAAAAAAAACUAAGGACUCUAAGUAAGAAAUAGCUCUUCGUCUAGGGUUUGUUGCAGUCGGAAAAGACAAGCCUUUGAGGAAGCAGCCAUGGCGAGCGGCGGUGGGCAAAGGGUGCUGUCGACGAAGGAGGCCGACAUUCAGAUGAUGUUGGCAUCUGAAGUUCACCUAGGCACUAAAAACUGCGAUUUUCAGAUGGAGCGCUACGCUUUCAAGCGCCGCAACGAUGGAAUUUUUAUAAUCAAUGUUGGGAAAACGUGGGAAAAGCUUCAAAUGGCUGCAAGGGUUAUCGUAGCUAUCGAGAAUCCCCAGGACAUCAUUGUCCAGUCGGCCAGACCAUAUGGUCAGAGGGCCGUGCUAAAAUUUGCCCAGUAUACUGGCACUCAGGCAAUUGCAGGACGACACACCCCAGGAACUUUCACUAACCAGCUUCAGACAUCGUUCAGUGAGCCGAGGCUCCUCAUUCUUACUGAUCCGAGAACUGAUCACCAGCCUAUUAAGGAAGGUGCUUUGUCUAGCAUCCCUAUCAUUGCCUUCUGCGAUACAGAUUCCCCUAUGCGCUACGUUGAUAUUGGUAUCCCGGCCAAUAAUAAGGGGAAGCACAGCAUUGGCUGCCUGUUCUGGCUGUUGGCCAGGAUGGUGUUGCAGAUGCGUGGAGUAAUUGCUCCAGGACACAAAUGGGAAGUCAUGGUUGAUCUGUUUUUCUAUAGGGAUCCUGAGGAGGCUAAAGCAGAAGAGCUCGAGGAGGUUCUAGCUCUCCCUGAUUACGGUGAUUAUAAUGCAGCUGCAGGUGGUGAUUGGUCCAGUGCCCAAAUUCCUGAUUCCCAAUGGGCACCUGAUGCCACUGGUACAAUUCCUCCUGUCGCAAGUGGUUGGACUGCUGAUGCAGGUGUCGGAGGCGAUGGAUGGGAUGCAGCAGCUGCGCCGCCAGCAGAAGCAGCAGCUGCCCCCGUCGAUGUUGUUCCUGGUGUUGCUCCCGCAGUUGUUCCGACUGGCUGGGAAUAGACAGUAUCCAGUUUGAUGUUUUUCUUUUCAAUGCAAUUUCUCUUAUCCUGGUGUUUAAAAUUUUGUAGUAUGGUUUAGAGACAUCAGGUCUUAAGGUUAAUUUAAGUCUGAAUUUUAUUUGCUUGAUGCUCUUGCUCAUGACUAAUAUCAAAUGAACACUUCUAAUGAAAGAAAAGGAGUGGUGUCGUUAUUCAACAUUUA